AUAGCAAAGCAGAAUAAAGUCAAUAAAUAAAAAAAAAACGUGAUUUUCAUGUCAAAAACAAAAAUUUGAAAAGUAGAAUUUUGUUAUAUUAAUUAAAAUAAUAUUAUAAUUAUGGGACUUUUUGAAUUAAGUUCUUGGGGCGAUGGAGGAAAUAAGGAGAGGAAUAAAAAGAAACAUUCUCAGAAACGAAAAAAAUUUCAAGACAAAGAAAAAGGAAAUAUCUUGAAAUCAAAGAAAAAGAAAUUUGAUUUAACCAUUAAAAAUAAUUCUCCAAUUAAAAUGACAAAUUCUCCAAAAAAUGAAAAAUUAAUGCAAAAAAAUAAAAAAAAAUUACAACAAAAUAAACAAAAUCCACCCACAGCAAAUGUAAAUAAAAUAAUGAAAAAACAAUUAUUAUCAUCGAAAAUUUCACAUGAAACAUUGCCAAUAAUGACAAAAAAAUUAACAUUUCUUGGAAUAAAGGGACCAGUUUUAGAAAAAAAAAAAAAUUUACAAAAUCAAAAUAAUAAAAAACAAACGAUGAAAAUUAAAAAGAAACAAAAGAAAUUUAUUAAAAGGGAAAAAAAUUUACAAACAGAAAAAUUAGGUGAAAAUUUACAGCAACAGGAAAAAUUAACGAUUUCUACAAAAUUGGGGAAAAAGGAGAAAAAAAGGACACAAAUUACAUCGAAUAUAGAAAUAGAUAAUAGAAAACGAUCAAAAUUUGAAGAUUUUGAAGAAAUAAUUGAAUCAAAGAGACGAAAAAAGUUGAAAGAUAAUAAUUCUAAUUUCUCGGUAAUUGGUCGUAAUUUAGUAGUUCUUAAAACAAAAGAAGAAAAUUUAAAAAGCGGAAAAAAUCAAUUAAAUGAAAAGAUAAAUGUUAAUAGAUUAAAAGGAAUGUUAGAGGAUAAACAAAAAGAGAAGAAAAAACGUAAAUGGGACAAAUCACUAUCGUUAAGAGAAAGAAUGAUGGCACAACUUCGAUCGUCGAGAUUUCGUUUUAUUAAUGAAACUUUAUACAAUAAUGCAAGUUUUGAGUCAAAAAAAUAUUUUAAAGACGAUCCUGAUGCUUUUAAUGCUUAUCAUGAAGGAUUUCAACAACAAGUUGAUAAUUGGCCAUUAAAUCCUGUUGAUAUUAUUAUUGAAUCGAUUAAAAAAAUGCCAAAGGAUUAUAUUGUAGCCGAUUUUGGAUGUGGUGAAGCAAAAAUUGCGGAAUCAGUUUCUCAAAAGGUGCAUUCAUUUGAUUUUGUUGCUUUGAAUGAAAAAGUAACGGUUUGUGAUAUGGCGCACACGCCACUUUUAAAAAGCGGUGUAAAUAUCGUUGUUUUUUGUUUAUCUCUUAUGGGAACGAAUCUCAAUGAUUAUUUAUUUGAGGCAAAUCGAGUUCUCAAAAAAGGGGGAAUAAUGAAAAUCGCCGAAGUAGAAAGUAGAUUUGAAAAUAUCGAGGAUUUCAUCAAAUUAGUCACUAGCUAUGGAUUUGUCAAUACUUGGGCGGAUAUUUCAAAUGAUCUCUUCUAUUUUUUGGACUUUAAAAAAGAAAAAGAUAUUGAAAAUGGAAAAAAGAAACUUCCCGCUAUUGAACUCAAACCCUGUUUAUACAAAAGAAGAUAGAAAUAUAGGCUAAAAUGACAUGUGAAUUUACUUAGUUUUUCUCUUUUUUUUACAGUCAACCGAAAAAUUUUCGUUUUAAUGCAAAAAUCGAUGUUUUUUAUUUUUAGAAUUUGAUAAUUUUCUUAAAUAAAUCGAUAAUUUAUUUAGGAAUAAAAAGAGAAAUACUUUUAGUUUUACGAAACUAAAUCUACUUUUACAUUUAAGAAAAUACAAUAAAAAAAUAUAUAAAUAAAUAAAAUGAAAAAUGGAUAUUGAUAGAAAAAUUGUAAAUAAUAAGAGAAAUUGUUAACUAAAUAGUAAAUAAAAAAAUUUACUAAAUUUA
Molecule: messenger RNA, 1912 nt
Organism: Leptopilina boulardi
Lineage: Eukaryota; Metazoa; Arthropoda; Insecta; Hymenoptera; Figitidae
Exons: 5
Coding region: 112-1590 (492 amino acids)
Biological process (GO): cellular response to glucose starvation; regulation of transcription by glucose; rDNA heterochromatin formation
Cellular component (GO): rDNA heterochromatin; nucleolus; chromatin silencing complex
Molecular function (GO): methyltransferase activity
Source: RefSeq, a predicted model, not a curated record